Triticum turgidum subsp. durum (durum wheat) is the source of this 618-nucleotide messenger RNA. The record is from the annotation of a GenBank genome assembly. NCBI's taxonomy places the organism in Eukaryota, Viridiplantae, Streptophyta, Magnoliopsida, Poales, Poaceae.
AUGGCGUCGAGCUCCAGCCUGAGGAGCUCCUGCUCCUUCCCCAACCUGCUGCUGUGGCUCCUCAACCUCUCCCUGCUCGCCCUCGCCGCCGCCGCGCUCGCCCCGGCGCUGCUGCUCCGGCCCCGCCCGACGCCCUUCGGCUGGGCGCUCCUCUCCGUGCACGCCGCCACGCUGCUCUCGGCGCUCGCGUCCCUACACGCCCACCUCGCCCACCGCCGCCUCUGCUGCCACGCCCACGCAGCCCUCGCGGUCGCCGCGCUCUGCGGCCACGCGCUCGCCUCCUACGCCCUGCUCCUCCGCCGCGACCGGAGCCUCGCGCUGCUCGCGUCGGCGAGGGACCGGAGGGAGCAGGUCGCGCUGGUGCUCCUGGAGGCGGCGCUGCUGCUGGCCAUGUUCCUGGUGCAGGCCGUGGCACUGGCGGCGGCCUGCGCCGUGGACCGGCGGUGGGCGAGGGAACACGAGGCGGCCGAGGCCGAGAAGGCCGCCGCGGCGAGGAAGCGCGAGAGGAAGAUGACGCGCGUGCGGGCUGAGGAGGCGCAGGCCGGCGUGGGGGCAGUGGACGAGGAGAAGGCGACGAGCGGCAAGGUGGUGCUCCCGGGAAACGCCGACGAGUGCUGA